This is a messenger RNA of Lineus longissimus, 2756 nucleotides long. RefSeq names its product glucose-6-phosphate exchanger SLC37A2-like. NCBI's taxonomy places the organism in Eukaryota, Metazoa, Nemertea, Pilidiophora, Heteronemertea, Lineidae. Gene Ontology annotation, cellular component: membrane. Gene Ontology annotation, biological process: transmembrane transport. Bases 404 to 2089 code for a protein of 561 amino acids. Gene Ontology annotation, molecular function: transmembrane transporter activity. The transcript has 16 exons. The record is from RefSeq and is a predicted model, not a curated record.
ACAUUUUAAUUAGACUUCGAACAAUGGUCACCUUCCCUUUAUAAAAUAUCAUCAAAAACCAAUUGGCGUGAGGCAGCUGGGACUGGUUCGAGAGUUGGUCGAUUCGUUAAUUGUUGCCAUCAAGUAGUGUAGGAGAUGAAUUCCUGGACUGUUGGGCGUUCGAUAUUAUCGGCAAUAUCAGAACACAUGCCUGUGUGGACAAGGCCUAUGCUGUAUGUGGCCGUGUAGAACUCCGUGCAGUUUGAGAGUGGCUUCCUUUUUACGGAAAAAGGAACCUUGAUUCUUUUGUGAUUUAAAACGUUUACAUCAGAAUUAAGUCAAGGAAUAUUAAUACUAAUGAUGGUAUUUCUGGAAUAAUAACAAGGCUACUUUCAUAUUUAUAUCUUUGAUAUUGGAAUCGUGAAUGAAGACACUGCGAGGUGAAGAUGAACCACUGAAGAUGGACCAUGAUCCACGGAAUAGUCUCUGCGCCCCACCCCUGGGGAUUAGAGCAGUAAAGCAUUGCUGUAAUUGCAACAAGAAGGCAUCAUGGCGAGUGUAUAUACUGUUGUAUACCUUUGUGAUCUACAUAACAUAUCAUAUGUCCAGGCUGCCCAUUAGUAUAGUAAAGAGUGUCCUACAUAGAAAUUGUACCCGAGGGGAGUUUGAAGAGUUAUUGAAUAAAAGUGCGCUCACAUAUCCUAACACAUCUGCUGCAAAAGAUGAGAUUCUUAUGAAAAAAUGCAGUUGGGUCCCGUUUGAGGGGUCAAAUUAUGAGGAACUUUAUGGAACUCUCGAUUAUGCUUUCCUUCUAUGCUAUGCACUAGGCCUGUUCAUAAGUGGACAGAUCGCCGAGCGGACUCAUAUCCGUUAUUUCCUCACUGCUGGCAUGAUCUUCAGCGGGUUCUUUGUGAUAUUAUUCGGUCUAGGUCACGUUUGGCGGAUACACAGCUUCGCUUAUUAUCUCACAGUUCAGAUACUCGGCGGUUUCGCCCAAUCAUCAGGCUGGCCGUGUGUGGUCACGUGUGUCGCUAAUUGGUUCGGUGAUACAAAAAAAGGUUUGAUUCUCGGCAUCUGGAACACGCAUAUAAACAUAGGGAACAUCCUUGGUGCGCUGGUGCCGGGGAUAUGGGUAAAGACUGAUUGGGGCAUGUCGUUCAUGGUGCCAGGUCUGCUGAUUAUGUGUAUGGGAGUGACGGUCUUCUUUUGGAUUGUACCAUAUCCAGAAGAAUUGGGUUUCAACGGAACAUCAGCAGUCACAGAGGAAGUGCCACUGAAAGAUGCGAAAACUCAGCCAAAGGAUGAUAAACCGAGUGAAGAGUCUUCCCUUAUUAAGAAGGAUGAACAGAAGGCAAUCUCUAUUUUGGGAGCGCUUAGAAUACCCGGAGUGGUGGAAUUCUCCAUCGGCCUUUUCUUCAUCAAACUUGUCAGCUACACAUUCUUGUUCUGGUUGCCAAAGUAUAUCUCAUCUGGCGGGACAGUGAGGAUCGACCCCCAGACAGCAGCAUCACUCACUGCCCUGUUCGAUGUCGGAGGGAUGUUUGGAGGCAUUCUGAUUGGAUUGCUGUCAGAUAUACUGGGAAUAAAGGCCAUUCUCUGUGUAGUAUUUCUCUUAUCUGCUGCCUGGCCCAUGUUUCACGUCUAUCAGAUCGACGGUUCGACAAGCCAAGGUCUUUAUGCCGCAUUUCUAAUAAUCACGGGCCUUUUGGUGAACGGGCCAUACGCCCUCAUCACGACCGCAGUGUCAGCGGAACUUGGGAACCACCCGUGCCUUCAGGGCAAUGCUAGGGCCAUGUCCACUGUAGCUGCUAUCAUAGACGGGACUGGAUCUCUAGGUGCGGCUUUCGGACCCCUCAUCACCGGCAUCAUUGCUACGUAUGGAUGGAACAAGGUGUUUGCUAUGCUUAUUCUCUCGGACCUCGUGGCGGCUCUGAUGUUAAUGCGGCUAUUCGUGAGCGAGGCAAAAGACGGUUACGUGCGAUUUAAAAACUGGAAGCGAAAACGGAAAGAAGGCAAAGAGAACCAGGAUACAACACCACUGGAAGAAGACAGUCAGGAUAUCCGGUCGAGUGCGGAGUUAGGAGAAAAUGAAAGCAGUAAAGACAGAUAGUAGUCACUUUGUGUGUGCCGUAUUCAGGUUGUGUAAGACUUCUGUCAAGGUUCUCAUCUUAUCCUAUAUCAUUGUACCCUGGUGGACGAGUAACAAGAACUGUAUCUCUUCUACUACUGGUUUCAAUGCCCAAUGGGAAUCGACAACUACAGCUUCCUUGAUGUUCCGACUGUUGUUAAAUGCUACAAGCAGAGGAAACAAUGUGAUACAGUUUACAUGUUGGUCUACUGAUUCUACUUGUCAUAUUUAACUGUUUUACCUGUGAUGAAGGAGGAUAGGGCGGUAAUCGUAUUGAUUUCUAUCUAGUCCUACGUAAGGCUGUGAUAGCGGCAUGUAUGCAUAAUAGUAGGAGGUUCUUAUGCUAUCAGAAUGCGUCAGUGAGAUAUCGUGGUUCUUGCUGUUGUUGUAACUAUACGUCGUGGUAUUUUUUGUUUCUUUUAGUUUGGUUUUUGGUGGCUUUCAAUGAACUAAAAUUCCUGGCUCUCUUUACUACACAACGCAUAAAUACAUUCGAGAGUCUGUCGGAUGAGACUAAAAGCCGUCGUCCCUUGUACCUCAGUUUCUAUGCCAGGGCAAGUAAAAUAUCAGAUAUGGGUGAGAGUGUUUAGAGUUAAGAGUUUAGAGUUGUACAGUACUUGUGAAUAAAGUGUACAUUGUUGUUUUGAAA